Messenger RNA from Tuber aestivum (summer truffle), 4541 nucleotides. NCBI's taxonomy places the organism in Eukaryota, Fungi, Ascomycota, Pezizomycetes, Pezizales, Tuberaceae. The record is from the annotation of a GenBank genome assembly.
GCAGCCUUGCAGACUCUCACGACCCCACCGCGCUGCGCAUUCGAAUUCAUUCCGUUGAGCGCUUUAUCUCCAGGAAUAAAACUAAUCCUAGGUGACUGAUAGAAUCUAGGAGAUGCCUUCGCUUGUACACAAGCGCUCUGCACAGCACUUGACGGAUAGCUCUGACUCUGAAGAUCUAUCAUCCUGGGAAUCACCUGCCCCCAGCAGAAAUCUAAAGCGUCCUCGCACCAUACCUGAGGAGGUGGCCUUUGAGGAUGAAGUCAGUGAGGAGGAUCCAGAUGGCGAGGGUAGCGAUGUGCUCGUGAAGCCAGACAUGGAUGGAAGUCUUCUGUCAGAGGCCGACUCAGAUCAGGAAGAGGGGGAAGUCGCCAUGGGUUACGGAGGAGGCGAAAUAGAGCGGAAUAUUCAACCUUUUCAGCCCGGAAGCAUUGUUAGGAUCAAAGCUGAGAAUUUCGUCACCUAUACGGCUGUUGAAUUCUUUCCGGGGCCGAACUUGAACAUGGUUAUCGGGCCUAAUGGAACAGGCAAAUCGACCAUCGUCUGUGCCAUUUGUCUUGGAUUGGGUUCUAGCCCGGCGGUGAGUUUUCUUCUUUGGCGAUUCUAGGGAUUUUAAUGAUUUAUGGUGUGUUGGUGGUAGAAUCUUGGCCGAGCAAAGGAAAUAUCGGAGUUCGUCAAACACGGCUGCGAGACUGCUACCAUUGAAAUUGAAUUACAGGGAAAAGAGAACGAGAGAAACCCAAUCAUUAAACGGAAGAUUGGACGAGAAAACAACACCUCCACAUUUACACUUAAUGGUAGGGCACAAGCUAUGAACGAGGAAUUUGUUCUUUUGGUAUUGAAAUGUGCUCACGUAUUGUUGUUAGGUUCGUCCAGCACAUCCGGAAAAAUUACGAAGCUUGUAAAAUCCUACAACAUUCAAAUAGACAACCUUUGCCAAUUUCUUCCUCAGGACCGUGUUGUUGAGUUCGCCGGCUUGACGGCUAUUGAUCUAUUGACUCACACCCAACGGGCCGCGGCGCCCCCUGAGGUCCUUGGUCAUCAUGAGAAUCUCAAAAAGCUCGGUAAACGCCAGAAGGAGUUGUUGAAUGAGCUAGAGAUCGACCGUAAUCAGUUGACAUCAAUGAAAGCGCGACAGGAUGCCUUAGAGCAGGACGUUCAACGCCUGCGAGAGCGGCAAGUUAUCAUUAAAGAGAUUGAACUGCUGGAAAAGGCCAAACCUUUCGUUAAAUACCGAGCAGCGAGAAGUCUGGCCAAAGAUGCUAAGGAUGCAAGCAAAGUUGCAGAACGGGAGCUUCGUGAGCUUGAGCAGCAAGUUGAGCCAAUGACCGAGGCGCCUAAGGCGAAGCGCAGAUAUCAGAAGGCUCUUGAGAGGUGCGUGGCGGCAAAGAAGAAGGAACUUGAAGCUAAAGAGGGGGCAGUCGCAAAAUUCAAAGAUGAUGUUAUAGGCAAAGCCGACGACAAGAUAACAGACAUUACCGAUAAAAUGGAUGUAGCUCGAUCUGCAGAACAGAGUCGGAAGCAGCAGAUAGUGCGGGAAAAAGAAAAAAUUGCUAAACUUAAGAAGCAAUUGGAGGAGGACCCCCCGGAAGUCGACCUGGCCUACUAUAACCGGAAGAUUGUAAGAUCCUUGAUUCUGCGGCGGCAAGCUUAAUUUCUGACCAAUGAGCUUUACAGGGCGACAGCAAUCACGAGGUUAGAGACAUGAAGGAGAGGAUCGAUGACAUUGACUCGGAGAUCAGGCCCAUGGUUGAGAGGGCGAAUCAGAUUAAUGGUCAAAUAAGCCGAAAGAGCAAGGAGUAAUUUCUCACCUAUUGCUCAUAUUUGGUCCUUUUCUAAUAAAAGGGUAGUCUUCAGGAUUUGAAUUCGGUUAUUGGGGUCCGUGAGAGAAUGCUUGAACGCAUGAGCAGGGACACACAUCAAAUUUGGCAGUGGAUCAAAACCCAUCGAGAUAAAUUCGAACAAGAAAUCCUUGGUCCUCCUGUAUUGACCUGUAAUGUUACCGAUCCCAGACACGCCGAUGUUGUUGAAUCGCAGCUCGGCAAAACCGACAAGCUUGCCCUUGUCGCGCAGAAUAAAGGCGAUUACCGGAAGUUAUUGGAUGUGUGUUUUGGUGCUGGGCCCGACAGUCUAAAGUUGCGCGACGUUACCAUCAGGGAAAACUCCAAUGUUCCCAUUCCGCCUCUGCCGGUGUCGCCGGAAGAAGUGCGGAGCUUGGGAUUUGACGGUUUUACCCUCAAUUUUAUAGAUGGUCCACCACCCGUUAUAUCAAUGCUCUGCCAGGAAUGCCGCAUCCAUACAACGGUAUGUUCAUCUGAUAUAGUUCAAGUUCGGGACCAUAUAUCUAAUUUUUUGAAACAUAGCCUAUAAGUUUCAGAGAGUUUACUGCUGCCCAAAAUAAAAACAUGGAGAGUACCAGGGUCAAUAGAUGGGUUGCCGGGCGAAAUAUGUACACAUUGCGGAGGCGGUAUAACCAGGUUAUGGCAAACGUAACGUCGAUUCGUAAUGCUCAAGCCUUCGCUGCACAACAAGUGGACACACAUGCAGAGCAGGAGAUUCGCCGCUCUAUUGGAGAGAUGGAAAGCGACCUGGAGGAUGUCAGGGGAAAAAUAGAAGAGCUGAAGGAUUCGCGGACUACCUUUGUUACCAAAUAUAAGGCAGCGCAAGCUGCCAAUCAGAAGAUCAAGGCGGAAAAGGUUGCAAAGCAGCAGGAGGUAGCAAAACACGUCAAGCUUAAGGCGACUCUAGCAAGUGCUGAGGAGGAUCUCAAGAGGAAGAUGGGAGGCGGGGAAGACUACAGAGAGAACAUGAGAAGAUGGAAGUCACGAAAAGAAGCACUUGUGAUGGAGAGGGCGGCUGAUGCACAAAAAUUCGCAGUAAGUUGUGGGGUUUUUUUAUUGAUCGCAAGCUAAUAGUUGUGAAAGGGUCUUGUGAAAGGUCUUGUAGCGAUCCACAACGAAUUGAUCCUGUGUCAGAUUAGGCUUGCAGAGGCAGGCUCUGAUGCCGAGAUAUUACAGAGGAGGAUUGAGGACGUAUUACGAGACCUCAAAACUAAGAAGACCGAAUCUACUGAUCUUGCCCAACGUGCAACUGAAUGCGCCGCUCGUGCUCGCGCGCUUCAAGGCGCCUGUCGCAAGAUUAUACAGGGGCUCUCUCCCGAAGAAUCCGAUUAUAUGAACCAGAUUCCUCCUGAAAAGAAUGCCGAAGAGAUUGAGUCUGACAUCGAGAUCCAGAAUACCCGACUUGGUUUACUUCACGAAGGGAACCCUAAUGCUAUUAAGCAAUACGAAGACCGUGCAACCAAGAUUCGGAACCUCGAGGAUAAAAUUACUGAAAGGGAAAAGAACCUCAAAAAACAUUCUGCUGCUAUAGCUGAACUUCGCGGCAAAUGGGAGCCUGUAAUUGACCGUCUUGUCGGAAAAAUUUCUACCGCCUUUUCAAAAUCCUUCGAGAAAAUCAACUGUGCUGGCGAGGUUCGUGUGCAUAAGGAGGAGGACGAAUACGAUAAGUGGGCAAUACAGAUUCUGGUCAAAUUCAGAGCAAAUGAGAGUUUGCAGGUCCUGAACAAUCAGCGCCAGAGUGGUGGCGAGAGAGCUGUUAGUACGGUUUUCUAUCUAAUGGCACUGCAGAGUCUUGCGCGUAGUCCAUUCAGGGUUGUUGAUGAAAUCAAUCAAGGGAUGGAUCCUAGAAAUGAGCGGCUUGUCCAUCAUAGGAUGGUUAGUAUUGCUUGUCAAGAAUAUACCUCGCAGUAAGUCUUUCCUUGGUUAUCUCCUAGCAUGAGAUAUGCUAACAAACGGAACUUUGUACAGGUAUUUCUUAAUCACCCCCAAGCUCCUACCUGACCUCUCCUACCAUAAGCGGAUGAAGGUCCACUGCAUCUUCUCUGGUGAUUGGCUCCAAGAGGAGAUAAAGUUGGACCCAGACAAAUAUCUUAGAAUCGGGGCUAGGGUGAAAGCAAUAGCGCAUUAGGAAUCCCUUUCUUGGAAUAUCUUUUGGACUCCAGGGUGAAUGGCUUGUUUUUCAUAUCGCUGUCUUUUUAUUUCUGUUUGCUGGGUGGCCGUCUUGCGCGCAUAUUCUUCCUUUGUUUGUUUGUGUGCGGGAGUAUUUACCGUCUGGAUUUUCAUCAUCUCUGCUAGAUCGGGCGUUGAGUAUGAUCUCAAGACGGGUCUUAAAUCUAGUGGUGCUUUAUUUUUGUUUCUCUUUGGUUCAUUGGAUGAUUUUGUUACGAUAGUUACAUUACGUUAGUCUUAGUUAAAAUAAUCUGGCAUGUAUUGCUGCUUGUCCAAUGGUACGCUGGUGAAAUUCUAUCUCUAGUCCAUACAAUUAUACGAAAUAGCUAUCUUUGAAUUUUCAUAGGUCUAAGGAUACUAGUUUGGUGGAAGGAGUUGUAUAUUCGAUCAUUGACAUUGAAAUUGACAUUGACGACAUUGGGCGGAGCUUUGUUUCUGAAAUGAGAAUCUGUGCCUGAGAAUGGCUUGGCUGACAACAUAGAGGUGCCGCAUAGCACAAUUAAACCAUCCCGGCAACGGGUUCGUUACACCAAU